UACUGUAACGCUAUAACUAACUUAAACAAGCAUCAACACCUACAAUGAUUCAAAAUUAUUACAAACUUAUCCUAGGUUUAAUUUGUCAUUCAUCAAAUAUACACAUAUAUAUACAUACAUACAUAAACUCAACUCAUGACUUUGCCAACCCCCUUGUCUCCACCGCUCUAGAAACACGAAAAAAGCUAGCUAGAUCAAGCCUUUUCCCAUAAAAACCUACUUUUUUCUUGACAAAGAAUCAACCCUUUUGUAUUCAGCUAUACACAUAAGAUAUACUAUUUUAUAUAAAUAAAUAUUUAUACUACACAAGCACAAAAGCACAUUCUCUCUCUCUCUCUCUCUAAAAUGGGUCUGAGAGACAUCGGUCACUCAUUGCCACCAGGAUUUAGGUUUUAUCCGAGUGAUGAAGAGCUGGUUUGCCAUUAUCUUCGAAAAAAGAUUGCAAAUGAAGAACUUCUUCGAGGCACUUUAGUCGAAAUCGAUCUCCAUACUUGUGAGCCAUGGCAGCUCCCUGAUAUGGCGAAGCUGAACUCAAAGGAGUGGUACUUCUUUAGCUUCCGUGAUCGAAAAUAUGCAACCGGUUACCGGACCAACCGGGCCACCAUCUCCGGCUACUGGAAGGCCACCGGCAAGGAUAGGGUUGUGCUCGACCCUAUGAGCCGGGCCGUCGUGGGCAUGAGAAAGACUCUAGUUUUCUACAAGAAUAGGGCUCCCAAUGGGAUCAAAACUGGAUGGAUCAUGCAUGAAUUUCGCCUUGAGAACCCUCAUAUGCCUCCUAAGGAAGACUGGGUACUAUGCAGAGUAUUUUACAAAUCAAGAGGUGAAAGUAGCAACCCACAAAAUUUGUAUGAUCAUCAUUCUACUUCUCCUAAUUUGGGUACAUCACCAACAAGUGAACAUGCCUUGCUCAAUGUUGAUCAUCAAAACAUGAUCACUUCCUUCUAUCAAGGCCAAAACCCUAACCCUAACCCUAGCACCUCCCUCGGCCUAUCGCCCGUCCAUUCGGGAUAUCUGCAUAUAUAUCCCGAGGAGCGAGAGUCUGGUCCAUCAACCUCCGAUCAUAAUCACAGAUCCAAGUGCGAGGACGACUAUGGAUUCUUGUUCGAUAUGAGCAUCGACUACUCGAAUGGUGUAGCUUCUUAUCUUGAGGAAGUUAGAUUUGAUCAUGAUAGCAGCUCGGUUUUUAUUUAAAUUAUGUGUAUAUAUGUAGCAUUUGUUAUAUUGGAGUAGAUGUAGAUGGGUGAAUUUGUGAUAGGUAGUAUGUAUUGUUUAAGGUGAGGAAAUUUGAUUGAGAUCGAUGUGUAAUUAAUUAUAUUUAGAAAAAAGAAUUAAAUUUGUUCAGGUUGUAUAGUUUAGAAUAUGUAAUUUGUUAUUUAAAAAGUAAUAUAUAUUGUCAUUGCUAAACAUUUAUUCAUUCAA
Messenger RNA from Salvia miltiorrhiza (redroot sage), 1419 nucleotides. RefSeq names its product protein CUP-SHAPED COTYLEDON 3-like. Gene Ontology annotation, molecular function: DNA binding. Gene Ontology annotation, biological process: regulation of DNA-templated transcription. The coding region runs from base 346 to 1191 and encodes 281 amino acids. The transcript is spliced from 3 exons. Lineage: Eukaryota; Viridiplantae; Streptophyta; Magnoliopsida; Lamiales; Lamiaceae. The record is from RefSeq and is a predicted model, not a curated record.